Molecule: messenger RNA, 1405 nt
Organism: Zea mays
Lineage: Eukaryota; Viridiplantae; Streptophyta; Magnoliopsida; Poales; Poaceae
Product: wax synthase
Exons: 1
Coding region: 151-1215 (354 amino acids)
Biological process (GO): lipid metabolic process
Source: RefSeq, marked validated
ACGAAUUCAAUUACCGCGAUGAUGGUGCUAAGUUUCUGAAGCCCACCUUAGAUGGUGCCAUAUUUGCAAAAUUCUCCCCCGCAGGUAUAUAAAUACGUGUGUUCAUCGUAUUCAAUAACAUGAUCGAUCGAUCGAUCCCGCGCGUCAACCAUGCAGGCCCUCGCCCUGCCCACGAUGGAGUCGGAGCUGAGGGCUCUCGCGUGGGCGACGUUGCUCACCCCAGCGUGCGCGGUGUACGCGCGGUUCGCCGCUCGCCGCCUUCGCCCCGGCGUCCCGCGCCUGGCCGCGCUCUUCCCGACAUUCCCGGUGUUCGUGUACAUGCCCUGCAUGUUCAGCUCCCUCCACCUGCGCCUCUUCUCCACCUUCUUCCACACCUGGCUGGCCAUCAACAGGCUCGUCCUCCUCGCGCUCGACCUCGGCCCGCUCCACCCGCGCCUCCCGCUCCUGCCGUUCGUCCUCUGCGCCGGCCUCCCCAUCAAGGUCCGUCUCCAGCAGCCGACGAAGAACCAAGCGUCGUCGUCGUCGUCAUCACCACCACCCAGCGCCGAGUUCCUGAGGCCAUGCGUCCGCAGCGUCCUGCUCCUCAGCUGUCUCGCCAUGGCGUACCCCUACACGAGGUGGCUCCCGCUCUACGCGCUCCACUACCUCUACUGCGUCCAGAUCUUCCUCACGCUCGACCUCGUGUUCUCCUCUAUCGCGCUCGUCUCCGCGGCACUCAUGGGCGCGAGCCUGGAGAGGCAGUUCAGCACGCCGCUCGCCGUCACCUCGCUGAACAGCUUCUGGGGCCAACAGUGGAACCUAAUGGCCGUGGACCUCCUCCGCGAGUCGGUGUAUGCGCCCGUGCGCGCCAGGUGGGGACGGGACGUCGGCGUGCUGGCCGCGUUCCUAAUGUCGGGCCUGCUCCACGAGUUCCUGUACUGGUACCUGACGCUACAGCAGCCCAGGGGUGAGAUGUUGCUCUUCUUCGUGUUCCAUGCCGCGUUCCAGAUCGCUGAGCGACGGGCCAGGGCGGCCGGGCUGUGGCGGCCGCCCAGAGCAGCGGCGUACCUCCUCGUCACAGCCUUCAUGGUGGUCACCAUAUCGGAGAUGUUCUUCGCGCCGUUCGUGAGAGCCGGCACAGACGUGCGCCUCACGGAGGAAACCACGGCGAUGGUGGAACUCAUUUGGGGUACUAGGAAAUAUCUGCUCCAUCCGUUUAGGGUGGCCUCAAGCUAGAGGCGUAAGGUCGAUUUAUGGUUGCUACAUUGUAGAGAAUCCACUCGCAGAUGAGCACUUGUAUAUCUCUAAUACUCCCUCCGUUUCUUUUUAUUUGUCGCUGAAUAGUGUAAUUUUACACUAUCCAGCGACAAAUAAAAAGAAACGGAGGGAGUACUAUAUUACUACAUGAGUCUGAAGCAUAAAACCA